AUGUCCAAGGAGAAGCCCAAGAAGGGGGUUAAGACCAAAAAUGACCACGUCAACCUGAAAGUGGCCAGCCAGGACAGCUCUGAAGUCCUGUUCAAGAUCAAGAGGCACAACUCGCUGAGCAACCUGAUCAAGGUCUACUGUGAGAGGCAGAGCUUGUCAAUGAGGCAGAUUAGAUUCAGGCUCAAUGGGCAACCAAUUAACGAAGCAGACACACUUGCACAGCUGGAGCUGCACGACGAGGACAGCAUCAAUGUCUUCCAGCAGCAGACAGGGGGCAUGACCAGCUGCUCGCUAGGGUGUGACAUGGAGAGAGACACCCUGCUUGGCAUGCUCAUGUUUGCUGUGGAACAGUGA
This is a messenger RNA of Ochotona princeps (American pika), 354 nucleotides long. RefSeq names its product small ubiquitin-related modifier 3-like. The record is from RefSeq and is a predicted model, not a curated record. Gene Ontology annotation, molecular function: ubiquitin-like protein ligase binding; protein tag activity. Lineage: Eukaryota; Metazoa; Chordata; Mammalia; Lagomorpha; Ochotonidae. The transcript has a single exon. Bases 1 to 354 code for a protein of 117 amino acids. Gene Ontology annotation, biological process: protein sumoylation. Gene Ontology annotation, cellular component: nucleus.